This is a messenger RNA of Seminavis robusta, 393 nucleotides long. Lineage: Eukaryota; Bacillariophyta; Bacillariophyceae; Naviculales; Naviculaceae. The record is from the annotation of a GenBank genome assembly.
AUGACAGGAAUCCCUGAAUACAUAAGCAUCCCCAGCAUUGCUUUUUCAAUGGAAGAUCAAGAAGAGACAAGCCUGGCUUCAGUGGCAGUGCCAAUGCUCCCUUUGGAACGUUGGAUGUCAGAAGGUCUUCCCAGUGGAAGCACAAGAUCCUCUAGCUCUCGAUGCUCUGCGCCACCUGCACUUCCCAGACGACCAUCUGCAGUAGAGGAGGCAACGUCAAGAGAGAGUAAACGUAAAAGCAAGAGCACAAGUGCAGCCACAAGAAAGCCAAAGACCAAGAGAGCUACCGAUACUAGUAAAAUCAGCGCCGCACCAAGACUCCCACAAAGAACCAAUGAUUCACAGAGAAAUCACAAUGCGGUGGUGGGCGUUGCUCCUCAAAGAGAACGCUAA